AUGUUCACUCCUUCUAUCGUCGCUCUCUUGAUUCUCCUGCUUGAGCCAGCCUCAGCCGGUCCUCUCUCCCGGACACCUCGUCCACUCCAACUCCGCGGUCCCCCCAGGUCGUUUUCCCAUCUCCGUGCUGAUGGGAUCUUUGAUUAUGACUGGGCGCAUUCUCAGUCCCAGCUAGUGAGGGCGAAGUAUCAACACACUGCAGCCAUAGCAAGCAAGGCUGCUGUACUGCCCAACACGCUCACAGUAAAUCGUCGAGCCUCAGUAUCAGUUCCGCUGGUCGAUUACAUACAGUCCGGGCUUGAUUUGGAGUAUUAUGGUACCUUGAACCUCGGCACCCCUUUUCAGCAAGUUACGGUGGACUUCGACACCGGAAGCUCAGAUCUUUGGGUACCGACUCUAUGCGUAGACAGCACGACGGACGUUCUCAAACCAGCAUUCAACUCUUCCAAGUCCAGUAGCUAUGAACAAACGAUCGAGCCCUUCCAGAUUGCAUAUGGCAGUGGAGAGGUGGUUGGUACCAUCGCUAGCGACACCGCUAUGUUGUCCGGCUUUCGGGUAAAAUCCCAAUAUUUUGGUGCCGUCAAUGUUAUGUCUCCACAAUUUUUGAACGACCCCGCCAGUGGGAUUCUGGGGUUAGCAUUCCCUCAAAUUGCACAAACCAAGCAACCACCAUUCAUGCAACAGCUCUAUAACGCUGGUGUUCUGGACGAACCGCUAUUCGCAUUUUUCUUGAGUCGUCAAGAGCAAGGUGCAGUGUUGAGCAUCGGCAACACCGAUUCGACCCACUAUACUGGCGGCAUCACCUAUACACCUGUUACCACCCAGACAUAUUGGGAAGUUCAAUCCACAGGCUCCGUCGUAAACGGGAAGGCUGUCCAACCUAGCUUCAAGGCCGCCAUAGACACGGGCACGACGCUCAUCUACCUUCCCAGCGCAGCUACUGCUGCCCUUUACAAGGCUAUUCCCGGAUCACGCGAGGAUUCUCAACAAGGGACGGGUAUGUAUGCGUACCCGUGCAACUCGAACCCGACUGUGGCAUUCACUUUCGCCGGCUCUUCGAAUGAAUAUACAAUCGAUCUCCGCGACUUCAACCUUGGGCCCUCGGAGGAACAGGGCAUGUGUGUCGGGGGUGUCAUCGCUAUGGAUAUGAAAGAUACUAACGGAGAGCCGUUGGCAAUCAUUGGGGAUGAGUUCUUGAAGAGCUGGUACAGCGUUUAUAACUUUGAUGGACCAAAGGUAGGAUUUGCGAAAGCCAGAUAGAUGAUAGGGUCUCAUACAAGGAAGCAUUGUAACCACGUUCUUUUGCUACAAUAAAUACAAGUCUCACUUUACAGCG
Messenger RNA from Dacryopinax primogenitus, 1336 nucleotides. Its product is annotated as aspartic protease. The transcript is spliced from 4 exons. Gene Ontology annotation, biological process: proteolysis. Lineage: Eukaryota; Fungi; Basidiomycota; Dacrymycetes; Dacrymycetales; Dacrymycetaceae. Gene Ontology annotation, molecular function: aspartic-type endopeptidase activity. The record is from RefSeq and is a predicted model, not a curated record. The coding region runs from base 1 to 1260 and encodes 419 amino acids.